Messenger RNA from Theobroma cacao (cacao), 1765 nucleotides. RefSeq lists its product as uncharacterized. NCBI's taxonomy places the organism in Eukaryota, Viridiplantae, Streptophyta, Magnoliopsida, Malvales, Malvaceae. The record is from RefSeq and is a predicted model, not a curated record. Gene Ontology annotation, molecular function: protein binding.
CUGCUGGAAUGGGUAUUCCUUACAACCGCAAAGUGUUUAAAAAGAUUGGGAAUAAGGGAAUGGCUAUUCCAUUCCCCCAACCCAACAUGCUGUUGUAAAGCCCUGGUUUGAGCUUCUGAUUUCAUUUGCCGACCUCCUCCCCUGGCUCCCUCUCUCUGUCUCGUGAAUCCAAUCUCUUUGUCGGCUUCUGAGUUCGCAUUUUUAGUCAGUAACUGCCCAAGAAGAAACAUGGCAGAAGAAGUGGAUACAUGGGGAAAAGCCAGAAAAGCAGCGGAUGAUUUGUACGAGCUUAGGGACACUUUUUUCCCACAAAAUCCAGAUGAUAAAGCCUCUAAAUUGCAACAAGAAUCCGAUCUCGCUCUCAAGCUCCUCGAUUCUAUUCCUCCUGAGCAAAGAAAAUUACCUGUGGAGCGUGCAACAUAUCAGUAUUUAAGAGGGAAGAUAUUAGAUGUAGUGCCUGACUAUCGGAAGGAAGCAGAGGAUCACCUCUCAAAAGCAGUUAAGUUGAAUCCAUCUCUUGCAGAUGCUUGGCUUUGUUUGGGUAACUGCAUUUGGAAGAAGGGAGAUUUACCUUCAGCAAAGAACUGUUUUAAUCUUGCACUAAGCAAGGGCGCGAAUAAGAAUAUACUUUGCCAACUAUCAAUGCUGGAAAGAAAAAUGGCUCAAGGUGCUGAGAAUCAAUCACAAAUGGUUGAGGAGAGCAUUCAACAUGCCAAGGAAGCUAUAUCUUUGGAUGUCAAGGAUGGAAAUUCUUGGUAUAACAUGGGAAAUGCUUGCCUGACAAGUUUUUUUGUAACUGGGGCAUGGGAUCAUAGCAAGCUUCUACAGUCCUUAAAAGCGUACCAAAAUGCUGAGAAAGAUGAAAGGAUGAAGUCAAAUCCAGACCUAUAUUUUAAUUGUGCAACAGUAAACAAAUAUCUAGAGAAUUAUGAUAGGGCUCUUAGUGGCUUUGAAGCUGCUGCCUUAAAGGAUCCAAGUCUCAAUGCUUCUGAGGAGGUUGAAAAGAUGCUUAAUCUUCUCGACAAGCUAGAGAAUUUGCUGAGGGGACAUGGUAGGGCAAAACGACUUGCUUCUUUUGCAUCAACAAUCAGUCGUGUUAAUUUGAACCCUUCGUACAAAAGGACCACUCUAGAUGUACUGUCAGAAGGUCUAAAUAAAGCAGUUGCAGUACUGGGAAAAGUGGUGUUGUUUGUUAAGCAUGAGAAUAUCACCCCCCUAUACUUUUUGGUAUGCGAUUCAAAUCAAAGCUGCUUUGUUCUGUCAGUAUAUGGUAUAUGUAAUGAUGCAAUUAAAGAAGGAGAUCAACUAACAUUGUUGGAACCUUAUUUCCAUCAUGUUGAUUUUUCUUGGAGAGGAAAGCAUCACCAGUUCAAAUCAAUUCGUGUGGAUUUCGUAGAGCAAGUGCUUGUGAAUGGAAAAGUUCUUCCUCCUCAUCAAGCCAUCCACACAUCUAUUUACGCUCAACAUAAACCGUGAGCGUUGUUUGAAGUAGAAUAGCUAUUUCUGUUUUAAAGUUUUCCCCUCAUUUUUCUCAUCGGUUCUAUUUUGUACUGUGUAAAUAUUUUGUUAUUAAGGUCAAUAUGCUUGCAAGUUCAAAUUCAGAUUGGUAUUCAAGCUCAUUCUCAAUUUUGAAGGGCAACUGAUACACUAUUUUUUUUUUUUUGAAAGGCUGAUGUUUGUUUUGGUAGAAAAUGUUGGUUUAUGUUUCUUGAUGCUCAUUUAUCCCAUAUUGAUCUAAGAUGCAGGACAUAAGAUUAUUAAUUUA